Xiphias gladius (swordfish) is the source of this 6564-nucleotide messenger RNA. It is a transcript of the gene scn1lab, whose product is annotated as sodium channel, voltage-gated, type I like, alpha b. Gene Ontology annotation, cellular component: voltage-gated sodium channel complex; plasma membrane; axon. Bases 1 to 6105 code for a protein of 2034 amino acids. Gene Ontology annotation, biological process: membrane depolarization during action potential; sodium ion transmembrane transport; neuronal action potential. Gene Ontology annotation, molecular function: protein binding; voltage-gated sodium channel activity. The transcript has 27 exons. The record is from RefSeq and is a predicted model, not a curated record. Lineage: Eukaryota; Metazoa; Chordata; Actinopteri; Istiophoriformes; Xiphiidae.
AUGGCACAGCUGCUUGUACCGCCCGGACCUGACAGCUUCCGCCCCUUCGUCCCCGAGUCGCUGGCCGCCAUCGAGAGGCGCAUCGCCGAGGAGGAGGCCCGGAGACCAAGGGCGGAGCGUCGCAGCGACAGUGACGAUGAAAAUGGGCCAAAGCCCAACAGUGACCUGGAGGCAGGGAAAUCGCUUCCCUUCAUCUAUGGGGACACCCCUUCUCACCUGGUGUCCACCCCUCUGGAGGACAUGGACCCCUACUACAGCAAUCAGAAGACUUUCAUAGUAUUGAAUCGCGGGAAGGCAAUCUUCCGUUUCAACGCCACUCCUGCCUUGUACAUCUUAAGCCCCUUCAACCCACUAAGGAAGAUAGCUAUUAGAGUUUUAGUACACUCGAUGUUCAGCAUGUUGAUCAUGUUCACCAUCCUGACCAACUGUGCUUUCAUGACCCUCAGUCAUCCCCCGGAAUGGGCCAAGAAUGUAGAGUACACAUUCACAGGGAUUUACACCUUCGAGUCCCUCAUAAAAAUCCUGGCCAGGGGCUUCUGUGUGGGGAAGUUCACUUUCCUCCGGGACCCAUGGAACUGGCUGGAUUUCAGUGUCAUCCUCAUGGCAUAUGUCACAGAGUUUGUGGACCUGGGCAAUGUCUCAGCACUGCGAACCUUCAGGGUUCUGCGAGCCCUGAAAACUAUAUCAGUCAUCCCAGGCUUGAAGACCAUUGUUGGUGCACUGAUCCAGUCGGUAAAAAAGCUGUCGGACGUGAUGAUCCUCACCGUCUUCUGCCUCAGCGUCUUCGCCCUCAUCGGCCUGCAGCUCUUCAUGGGCAACCUGAGGCAGAAGUGCGUGCGCAUGCCGAGCAGCAACGGAACCAACAGCAGCAACAUUACCACUGACGAUUCUAUGUUUUUCAACAACACCCUGAUGGAAAUCAACACCACAUUUGUGCAGAACACCACAGAGAACACCUUCAACUGGACAGAGUACAUCAGCAAUGAGAAUAAUUACUAUUACCUCCCUGGUGGUAGGGAUGCUCUGCUCUGUGGGAACGGCAGUGGCGCUGGGCUCUGUCCAGAGGGUUUUAUAUGUGUCAAAGCGGGUCGUAAUCCAAAUUAUGGCUACACCAGUUUCGACACCUUCAGCUGGGCCUUCCUCUCUCUAUUCCGACUCAUGACCCAGGAUUACUGGGAGAACCUCUACCAGCAGACUUUGCGUGCCGCAGGGAAACCCUACAUGAUCUUCUUCGUGCUGGUGAUCUUUCUGGGCUCCUUUUACUUGGUCAACCUGAUCUUGGCUGUGGUGGCCAUGGCUUAUGACGAGCAGAACCAGGCAACCAUCGAGGAGGCUCAGCAGAAAGAGGAGGAGUUCCAGGCCAUGCUGGAGCAGCUGAAGAGACAGCAGGAGGAGGCACAGGCAGGACAUUCAUCUUUGUCUUCUCAAAAUCUUAGGGAAGAUGCUUCCACGGAGAGCGGAGAAUACAGCGGGAGAGGUGGCCCCACCUCCGAAUCCUCCUCAGGGACGUCUAAGCUCAGCUCGAAAAGUGCCAAGGAGCGACGCAACAGGCGUAAGAAGAGGAAGCAGAGGGAGGAGGAGGAGGAGAGGGGGGGGCGACAGUUCCACAAGUCUGAAUCUGAGGACAGCAUCAAAAGAUCCAGCUUCCGCUUCUCUAUUGAUGCCAACCGGCUUUCUUAUGAGAAGAGAUGUUCCUCACCCAACCAGUCUCUCCUCAGUAUCCGUGGAUCCCUCCUCUCACCUCGGAGGAACAGCCGUGCCAGCCUGUUCAGCUUCCGCGGCCGGGCACGCGACAUGGGCUCCGAGAACGACUUUGCUGAUGACGAGCACAGCACCUUUGAGGAGAGCGACAGUCGGCGGGGCUCCCUUUUCUUGCCACGCCGCCUCGAGCGCCGCUGCAGUGCCGUCAGCCAGACAAGCCUCGGGGCGCCGCGGAUUGUGCUGCCCGCCAACGGCAAGAUGCACUGCGCUGUAGACUGCAAUGGUGUGGUGUCACUAGUCGGUGGAACUUCUGUAACAGCCUCCCCUGUAGGUCUCCUUCUGCCUGAGGGAACGACUACGGAUACUGAGCUGAAGAAACGCCGGUCAGGUUUUCACCAGCCAUCCAUGGAUUAUUUAGAUGAGCCAGUGAGCCGACAGAGAGCUAUGAGUGUGGCCAGUAUCCUCACGAACACCAUGGAAGAGCUUGAAGAGUCGAGACAGAAGUGCCCCCCCUGCUGGUAUAGAUUUGCCAAUACCUGUUUGAUCUGGGAUUGUUGUCCAGCAUGGCUGAAAAUCAAGGAGAUCGUCAACAUGGUGGUCAUGGACCCAUUUGUGGAUUUGGCCAUCACAAUUUGCAUCGUCCUCAACACCCUUUUCAUGGCCAUGGAGCAUUACCCCAUGACUAAAGAAUUCAAUACUGUCCUUACAGUCGGAAACCUGGUGUUCACAGGCAUCUUCACAGCAGAGAUGUGUUUCAAGAUCAUCGCUCUGGAUCCCUACUACUACUUCCAGGAGGGCUGGAACAUCUUUGAUGGCAUCAUUGUUAGUCUCAGUCUGAUGGAGCUUGGCUUGGCUAACGUAGAAGGCCUGUCUGUGCUCAGGUCUUUUAGAUUGCUGAGGGUCUUCAAACUGGCAAAGUCAUGGCCAACUUUGAACAUGCUGAUCAAGAUCAUCGGUAACUCAGUGGGUGCGCUGGGGAACUUGACUCUGGUGCUGGCCAUCAUUGUCUUCAUCUUCGCUGUGGUGGGCAUGCAGCUUUUUGGCAAGAGCUACAAGGAGUGCGUGUGUAAGAUUUCUGAUGACUGUCAGCUACCCCGCUGGCACAUGCACGAUUUCUUCCACUCCUUCCUCAUUGUGUUCCGAGUCCUGUGUGGAGAGUGGAUUGAGACCAUGUGGGACUGCAUGGAAGUGGCAGGACAGACAAUGUGCCUGAUAGUCUUCAUGAUGGUCAUGGUCAUUGGAAACCUGGUGGUUCUAAACCUUUUCCUGGCUCUCCUCCUGAGCUCUUUCAGCGCUGACAACCUGGCAGCGACUGAUGAUGACACUGAGAUGAACAACCUGCAGAUUGCUGUCGGCCGGAUCCAGCGGGGGAUCGCAUUUGUCAAAGCCACAGUGCGGCAGUUCCUCCAGAGCCUCUGCUUUGGCGGGGGCGGUAAGAGGUCUGGUCUGGCUGAGGAGAGCAAACCCUUGGAUGAACUGCACAGCAAUGGCAAGGGGAACUGCAUCUCCAAUCACACUUCAGUGGAGAUCACUAAAGACCCUAGUGGGGUGUACAUGACAGAGGGCAAUGGACGGCCAGGAGGAGGGUUGGUGGUUGGGGUCAGGGCUGGUGGGGACACUGCAGUGAAGUACCCCAUAGAGGAAUGCGACUACAUGUCAUUUAUUCAUAACCCCAGCCUGACAAUCACAGUGCCCAUCGCUGUGGGUGAGUCAGACUUUGAGAACCUUAACACAGAAGAUUUCAGCAGCGACUCGUCAGAUGUAGAGGGCAGCAAAGAGAAGCUCGAUGCAGAGCCCCAGCCUCUGAGCUCAUCGGAGGGGAGCACAGUGGAUAUUCGCCCCCCAGGAGAUGGGGUUGAUUCAGUGGAGCUCGAGCCAGAAGAAUCACUGGACCCAGAGGCCUGCUUCACAGAGGGCUGUGUGCGCAGGUUCCAGUGCUGCCAGAUCAACGAGGAGGGCAGCAAUUAUAAGAGUUGGUGGACACUCAGGAAGACCUGCUUUGUCAUAGUGGAGCACAACUGGUUUGAAUCCUUCAUCAUAUUCAUGAUCCUGCUCAGCAGUGGAGCCCUUGCCUUCGAGGACAUUUACAUUGAGCAGCGGAGGACCAUCAAAACAAUGCUGGAGUACGCAGACAAGGUCUUCACUUAUGUCUUCAUUCUGGAAAUGCUGUUGAAGUGGGUGGCAUACGGCUUUGUCAAGUACUUUACCAACGCCUGGUGCUGGCUCGACUUCCUCAUUGUAGACGUGUCCUUGGUCAGCCUUGUAGCCAAUGCUCUGGGCUACUCUGAGCUUACUGCUAUCAAAUCUCUGAGGACACUGCGAGCCCUCCGGCCCCUGAGGGCCCUGUCUCGGUUUGAGGGCAUGAGGGUUGUGGUGAACGCAUUGCUGGGGGCCAUCCCCUCCAUCAUGAACGUGCUGUUGGUCUGCCUCAUCUUCUGGCUCAUCUUCAGCAUCAUGGGUGUCAACCUGUUCGCAGGGAAGUACUAUUACUGCGUCAACACCACCACAGACGACAUCUUCUCCGUUGAAAUCGUCAAUAACAGGACUGACUGCCUGAAAUUGGUCAACGAAAGUGCCCGCUGGAAGAAUGUCAAAAUCAACUUUGACAAUGUUGGGGCCGGCUAUCUGGCUCUGUUGCAAGUGGCAACAUUUAAGGGUUGGAUGGACAUCAUGUACGCAGCCGUGGACUCUCGAGAUGUGGAAGACCAGCCUAAAUAUGAAGUGAACUUGUACAUGUACCUCUACUUUGUCAUUUUCAUCAUCUUUGGCUCCUUUUUCACCCUCAACCUGUUCAUUGGUGUCAUCAUCGACAACUUCAACCAGCAGAAGAAAAAGUUUGGAGGUCAGGACAUCUUCAUGACAGAAGAACAGAAGAAAUACUACAACGCCAUGAAGAAGCUUGGUUCCAAGAAACCACAAAAGCCUAUACCUCGGCCAGCAAAUGCAUUUCAAGGCUGCGUGUUUGACUGCAUCACAAAGCAGGCUUUUGACAUCGUGAUCAUGAUCCUCAUCUGCCUUAACAUGGUGACCAUGAUGGUGGAGACGGACGACCAGACGCCAGAUAUGGACAAAAUCCUCUACUGGAUCAACCUGGUCUUCAUCGUGCUCUUCACUGGGGAGUGUGUGCUCAAGAUGAUCUCCCUGCGUCACUAUUACUUCACCAUUGGCUGGAAUAUAUUUGACUUUGUGGUAGUGAUCCUUUCCAUUGUAGGUAUGUUUUUAUCGGAAGUUAUCGAGAAAUACUUUGUGUCCCCAACACUGUUCCGAGUGAUCCGUCUGGCCAGGAUAGGCCGCAUCCUCCGUCUUAUCAAAGGUGCCAAGGGCAUCCGGACGCUUCUCUUUGCCUUGAUGAUGUCACUACCUGCCCUCUUCAACAUUGGCCUCCUCCUCUUUCUGGUCAUGUUCAUUUACGCCAUCUUUGGCAUGUCCAACUUUGCCUACGUCAAACGUGAGGCAGGGAUCGAUGACAUGUUCAAUUUUGAGACGUUUGGGAACAGUAUGAUCUGUCUGUUUCAGAUUACCACCUCAGCCGGGUGGGACAGCCUGCUGGCACCCAUACUGAACAAGAGGGAGCCUGACUGUGACAGCCAGAUAGAGCACCCGGGCAACUCCUACAAAGGCAACUGUGGCAACCCAUCAGUGGGCAUCUUCUUCUUUGUCAGCUACAUCAUCAUCUGCUUCCUCAUCGUGGUCAACAUGUACAUUGCUGUCAUCCUGGAGAACUUCAGCGUGGCUACAGAGGAGAGCGCUGAGCCACUGAGUGAGGACGACUUUGAGAUGUUCUAUGAAGUCUGGGAGCGCUUUGAUCCAGAUGCCACUCAGUUCAUGGAGUACAGCAAGCUGUCUGACUUUGCAAAUGCUCUAGAUCCACCACUGCGCAUGCCCAAGCCUAAUAUGAUCCAGCUCAUCUCCAUGGACCUGCCCAUGGUGAGUGGCGAGCGCAUCCACUGCCUUGACAUCCUGUUUGCCUUCACCAAGCGAGUGUUGGGCGAAGGUGGCGAGAUGGACGUGUUACGCGGGCAGAUGGAGGAACGUUUCAUGGCUUCUAACCCCUCUAAGGUGUCUUACGAGCCCAUCACCACCACCCUCCGCCGCAAACAAGAGGACAUGUCAGCCAUAAUCAUUCAGAGAGCCUUCCGCCGCUACAUGAUCCGUCUGGCCAUGAAGAAGGCCUCUGCCCUCUAUAAGGAGCAGCUGAAGGAGGGUAUCCGCGACCCUGACAAGGACGUGAUGGUCAUCAGCAAGUUCACUGAAAACUCCACUUCAGACAAAAUGGACAUGACCCCGUCCACAGCCUCCCCGCCCUCCUACAACAGUGUGACGAAAUCAGACAAGGACAAAUACGAGAAAGAAAAUAGGGAAAAAGAAAACAAAGGGAAACACUCGAAAGAACGAAAAAAAUAGACUUUUUAAAAAGGAACAAAAAACAAAAUGCAUCAGAGACGAGGGAAAUUUGUUUACAGCUUCUAAGGGGGGUAGAUAGUUGUAUACUUGUGUGUUGAUUUUUAAGAGUUGAGGAAUGCUCUGCCAGGUAGGCUUAAAUUGGAGUGUGGUUAUGUCAUUGAUGAAUACAUGGCGUCUUCUCAGAGGGGAAAUAUGGAAACAAGUUAUCCAGCAGACACUGCCAGAGAUUGAGUGGAAGAUGGUAGAGCCUCUCUGCUAAACGCUUGUGAUUUUCCUAUUGGUUGUUGUUACUAUCUGACACACUUGAGUGUACUGUUGAGUUGUCUGUAGCUAGUGCUGCUGCUACUACUAUAAUUCCAGUGUCUUGAAUUUAACAAUUGCUGUAUCACUUAACAAGUACUCUGCAUAUUUUAUAUUUUUUGUUGGGGUUUUUUUUUGGGGGGGGGGUACAAGGUUUCU